Molecule: messenger RNA, 729 nt
Organism: Pseudocercospora fijiensis CIRAD86
Lineage: Eukaryota; Fungi; Ascomycota; Dothideomycetes; Mycosphaerellales; Mycosphaerellaceae
Exons: 3
Coding region: 1-729 (242 amino acids)
Source: RefSeq, a predicted model, not a curated record
AUGGCGAAGCUACCAACAGACGCGAUUACCAAACCAUUUACCGACGAAUUCAACGCAAUCCAGAAGCUCUAUGCCGAAGGCAAAAUCAACGAGUGCAUUUCUCGCGCUCGAGACCUCAUCGCUGAGCCCGCUAUCCCACGCUACCAUAAUAUUCGAACCUUGCUCAUUCUGGUAAACGCUGUGCCCGCUCGGAAGGAAGCUUGGAGAUUCCUCGAGGAUGCCCAGGUCCUGUUCCACCUCGUCCGCCGCUUCCAUCUCGAGGGGGAGGACGCGGACAUCGACAAGACUAUACAGGAGCUCUGGGACAGCAUUUCAGAAUUGAAACAGAUGCUUACUGGUGAACUGGACGGAGAUGAAAAGCCAGAAGAUAAGGUCCAUUCCAAGCUUGCCGAGAUCGAGGCACAAGCACAAGCAGCCGAAAGAUGGACCAAGGCCGAGGAAGAAGCAGAUGAUGUGGCGCUGGGCUAUUCAGUCGGGGAAGCACGCGAGAAGACGGCUUGUAAAGCGGCCCGGAGAAAUGCAGAGUUCGCCGAUUUCGGACAGAAACUACUUCUUGCUUCGCCUGCAAUUCCUACGAAUUCUGAGAACUCUGAGCCAGCUUCAGCCAUUCAACAACCGCUUGGGCCUUCUCCCGCAAGUCGAGCAAUGAAGUAUCAAGAGAGUGCAGCCUUCGGCUCUCCCACUUCGGCCACGACCUGGAGACCAACAUGCAACACAGAGCGAGGAUAG